CACAGCUGCAGAAGUGCGCUGCUGAGCUGCGGUGAGGAGACUCGCUCCGCCCGGCUGCUCCUCCCACAGCUUAUCGGCGCGGGGCUGCUGCUGGCAAGGAGGACCAGACGAGAGGAAGGCGCAGCACCCGCUUGGGCCCUCCACCAAGAGACCCAGCUGGCAGCGUCAAUUCCCACCAGUUCAUCUGACUUCUGCCCAGACUCUGAAAUGCCAACUAUGUCGAGGCCUGCACUUGAUGUCAAGGGUGGUACCACCUCUGUGAAGGAGGAUGCCAACCAGGAGAUGAACUCUCUGGCCUACUCCAACCUUGGGGUGAAAGAUCGCAAGGCAGUGACCAUCCUGCACUACCCUGCAGCCACCUCAAAUGGAGCCAAAGCCAAUGGGGUUCCCACCAGCUCCUCUGGAUCACCAUCUCCAAUAGGCUCUCCUACUACCACCUCUGCUACCAAAGCUCCACCCUUCAAUGUGAAUCCUGCCCCUCAUCUGUUGGCUACCAUGCAGCUGCAGAAGCUAAACAGUCAGUAUCAGGGGGCCGCAGCGGCUGCUGCGGCCACUCCAGGCCAACCGUGGGAAGCAGGGGCCCUGCAAAACUGGGCCUUUGGGGCCCAGGCAGGAACAGCAGGGUCAGCCUCUCCUCCUGCUGGUGCCCAGAGCCCUGCUAUCAUUGAUUCUGACCCAGUGGAUGAGGAGGUGCUAAUGUCUCUGGUGGUAGAACUAGGGCUAGACCGAGCCAAUGAGCUUCCCGAGCUGUGGCUGGGUCAGAAUGAGUUUGAUUUCACUGCAGAUUUUCCCUCUGGCUGCUGAUGCCAAGUAUCCCUAAAAAUUGAGGAACAAAGCCACUAAUUCUGUUGUAAAUAAAAGUUACUUGCAGAGAGA
Psammomys obesus (fat sand rat) is the source of this 876-nucleotide messenger RNA. RefSeq names its product Cbp/p300 interacting transactivator with Glu/Asp rich carboxy-terminal domain 1 (gene Cited1). The record is from RefSeq and is a predicted model, not a curated record. NCBI's taxonomy places the organism in Eukaryota, Metazoa, Chordata, Mammalia, Rodentia, Muridae. The transcript is spliced from 3 exons. Bases 208 to 804 code for a protein of 198 amino acids. Gene Ontology annotation, biological process: regulation of DNA-templated transcription; melanocyte differentiation. Gene Ontology annotation, cellular component: nucleus.